CGCUUCUCCUCUUACCCCAUUGAACACCCCCUCCACUCUCAUUCACUUGGAAAAUGUUCGCCCGUCAGACCUUCCGCUGUGCCCAGCCCUUGAGGCAGAGCUUCCGCAAGUACUCUACGGAGGCUCCCAAGGCCAAGUCGCUGGCCCCUAUCUACACUGCUGUCGGCCUGACCGGUCUGAGCGUGGGCUUGUACCGCUACUACUAUGGAGCUACGGCCGAGGCUCCUGUUGAGCGCGCCAAGGUUUUCACUGGUGGUGACCAGGGAUGGGUGGACCUGAAGCUGUCGGAAAUUGAGGUCCUCAGCCACAACACCAAGAGAUUGCGCUUCGAGUUCGAGGACAAGGAGGCCGUCUCCGGUGUCUCUAUUGCUUCUGCUCUCUUGACCAAGUUCAAGCCCGUUGGCGCCGAGAAGGCCGUCCUCCGUCCUUACACCCCCACCAGCGAUGAAGACCAGCCUGGCUACCUCGACCUUGUCGUCAAGGUUUACCCCAACGGACCCAUGUCUGAGCACCUGCACAGCAUGAACGUCGACCAGCGUCUUUCCUUCAAGGGUCCUCUCCCCAAGUACCAGUGGGAGGCCAACAAGCACGAGCACAUUGCCUUGAUUGCCGGUGGCACCGGUAUCACUCCGAUGUACCAGCUCAUCCGCCAGAUCUUCAAGAACCCCGACGACAAGACCAAGGUUACCCUUGUGUACGGUAACGUCUCCGAGGACGAUAUCCUCCUGAAGAAGGAGCUCCAGCAUCUCGAGAACACCUACCCCCAGCGCUUCAAGGCUUUCUACCUCCUCGACAAGCCUCCCAAGGAGUGGACCGGCGGCAAGGGCUACAUCACCAAGGAGCUCUUGAAGACCGUCCUUCCGGAGCCCAAGGAGGAGAACCAGAAGAUCUUUGUCUGCGGUCCUCCUGGCCUCUACAACGCCGUCAGCGGUAACAAGGUCAGCCCUAAGGACCAGGGCGAGCUGUCCGGUAUCCUGAAGGAGCUGGGCUACAACAAGGACCAGGUCUACAAGUUCUAAACGAUUCGGUUUUAGAUUAGAUUUAGAUAUGAAGAUAUCAGUGUAUUUUUGAAUGUCAAAACAUAUUCAAUUGGAACAUCUACUUGGCG
Aspergillus pseudonomiae is the source of this 1108-nucleotide messenger RNA. Its product is annotated as cytochrome b5 reductase family protein. Lineage: Eukaryota; Fungi; Ascomycota; Eurotiomycetes; Eurotiales; Aspergillaceae. The transcript has 4 exons. Gene Ontology annotation, biological process: ergosterol biosynthetic process. The record is from RefSeq and is a predicted model, not a curated record. Gene Ontology annotation, molecular function: cytochrome-b5 reductase activity, acting on NAD(P)H. Bases 54 to 1019 code for a protein of 321 amino acids.